This is a messenger RNA of Ceratosolen solmsi marchali, 789 nucleotides long. RefSeq lists its product as uncharacterized. The record is from RefSeq and is a predicted model, not a curated record. Gene Ontology annotation, biological process: proteolysis. The transcript is spliced from 4 exons. The coding region runs from base 10 to 711 and encodes 233 amino acids. Lineage: Eukaryota; Metazoa; Arthropoda; Insecta; Hymenoptera; Agaonidae. Gene Ontology annotation, molecular function: serine-type endopeptidase activity.
UAUAUAAUUAUGGAGCUUCAGAUUUAUCAUCUUUUUGGCUUUUAUGGAAUAUUUUGCAUGUGGUGUAACUUUGCCACAGUUGAGGCCUUAAUCGGAGAAAAUGUAAGAUUAGCUGGAGAGUCCGAGUUUCCAUUUAUCGUAGCCAUUAUGAGAUAUGUUUUAGAAAAUAAUAUGCGAAGAAAUUAUAUAUGUGCUGGGACACUUAUUUCUAGAAAAGAUAUUUUAACUGCAGAACACUGUUUGACAGCUCAACAUCUUACUGGUAUUUAUGUACUAGCUGGAUCUAGUAACAUAGAUCAGACUUAUAAAUAUUAUCCUGAAUGGUGGAUAACGUAUGAUCAGUGGGCCAAUAGUAAUAAUCACGUAAUAGAAAUUGCUGAUAAUGACAUUGGCAUUGUAAAUUUACUUCAGCGUGUACCACGUACAAUCGAACCGGCACACAUUUUUAUUAGUCCGAUAGAAAGUUUAUAUGGAUUACAAGUUCAAACCGCAGGAUGGAGCAGCAUACAUUGUAAUAUUUUACAAACAGCUGAAAUGACUAUUACAACAACAACAAUCUGUGAACUUAGGGCUUCGAGAAUCGCAAAGCGACAAGUUACUAUAAACAACAGAACACUUUGUACCAUCUCCAAUCCACAGAUAGUAUUGACGGAUGUAAGUAAUGUUUUCUCACUUCAUAAGGUAACGAAAAAAGGCGUUUUUUCUUUUUAAGUAAAUAACAUAGUCGCAGCGAACGUGCAAAUCGUCUCUCCCGAUACUGCAACAUGAAAACGUUUAUUUAUAACUAAU